ACACGUGUCCACAUUCCAUUCGUGAUAGACACGUGAUCAGUUAUUUUUCUCUCUCUUUUAUCCCUUUGAAACUUCAUGCUCUUUCUGUUGUGUAGAUCCAAACACAAAGCUUUCUGCUUUCUACGAAUAGAUUGAAUUUGAAGCCACAUAAUUCAAGUUGGGAAGGCCAUGUGAGCUGUCUGAAAAAAGGCCAAGUUGACGCGCCUGCUAUUUUGACAAGCAUACUGGUUCUACUGGUGUGCAGAAUGGGUAAAUGCAAGGGUUGUGGGAAAUUGGGAAGAAUGCUGCCAAGGGAUGGGUCUGUUAGUGCUUACCAUUUUUCUCUUAUGUUGUCUCCUGUCGUUUCUGUUUGGGAUUGCAUUGUUCGAAAAAUGAGGUACUCCUACAGACCUGAGUGGGUGUAGCCAUUGUGAUCAUAGCUGCGCAUCAUAUAAGUUUCCAAUACAAGAUUGAAGUAGAAAGUAAUUGGGGUAUUAGGAGAAGAAAAAAGGGUAAUAGAAAGAAAGAUAAUUAUAGGGAAAUGUAUACAUUUUAGAGGAAUACUAAAAUUGUGCAAACAGGACUGAGUUUGUAAAGGUUGAGUCUACGGAAGCGUGUAAUAUUCAUGGAUAAAAUGGCGUGUAAUAAAGCACAUCCUGUUGUGAGAAAAGCAAAGAAGAAGCAGGUGAAGGACGAAAUGGAUCGCAUCAAACAGGCUGAGAAGAAAAAGAGGCGACUGGAGAAAGCUCUUGCUACAUCUGCGGCUAUUCGAUCAGAACUGGAAAAGAAGAAACAAAGAAUGAAAGAAGAACAACAGAGGCUUGAUGAAGAGGGUGCUGCAAUUGCUGAGGCUGUUGCCCUUCAUGUCCUUUGUGAGGAUUCCGAUGAUUCAUGUAAGGUUGUGCUGAACAAAGAGGAUGGAUUCAGUUCUUGGGAUUGCACCCACAAUGUUGACAUUUUCAUGGGUGGAGGGAUGGCAUCUGUUCCUCAUCAAUACCAAGCAAAGUGUGCUGGCUGCAAGUGGGAUGACUAUAGAAAUGGUGACUGGUCAUUUACAUGUGGUCCUUUCGAAAGAAAUCUAAGUAUGCCAUAUCUUGAGGAUGAAGGUUGGGGAGCUCCAGAAUUCUCUGCUGGGCUUAUUGCAGCACAAGCUGUUUCAUCACUACAAAUUGCAGAGGAUGCACAAGUAGACGCCAUUGUUUUCAAUGGAAUGCUCAAGAGGGACGACUCGUGGUUUUAAGUCUAAAAUAAUGGUUUGUGCAUAUGUAUUAUUACAAAUGAGUCUCUCCAUAAAUUGCAAUGCGACUUCCUCCUUCAGUCUGAAAACGCUACCUGCAGUAGCAUGCCCAUAUCGGUUUGUUUUUCGUUUUUUCAUUUUCUUGAAGUUGCUUGGGUCUUAUAUGGUUGAUUUUCGCAGUCUCAAACGAUCAGUAGAUUUGUGUUCUUGUUAACUCUAUUGACUAACAAAAAUCUACUGAGUUACUGCAUCUGAUAUUAAUAUGUUAUGUCAACUAAAUUAGUUACUUUUUUGGCUA
Molecule: messenger RNA, 1514 nt
Organism: Mangifera indica (mango)
Lineage: Eukaryota; Viridiplantae; Streptophyta; Magnoliopsida; Sapindales; Anacardiaceae
Exons: 2
Coding region: 605-1219 (204 amino acids)
Source: RefSeq, a predicted model, not a curated record